AUGGUGUGCUUUGCCGACAUUUUCCCACUGGAGGUACUGUCGGGAUUCAUCUGGACGCAGCCCUCGUCGAAAGGCCAUCAGGACCUCAACAUGGAGGAGUACGUGAUUCUGAUGCCUUGGUUCGGGCUGUUCAACGUCUUCGCGGUGCUCAACGCCAUGCUCUGCAUCAAGCCCUCGUGGCGAAAGUACACAUCGCUGAUGAUAGUGGUGCAUGUCCUUGGUUUGCUGUAUGGCUUUGGCGUGAUGGCUCGCCAUUUGGUUGGCAACAUCAUGUCGUUGGAGGCCUACAGUGCGCGUUGGGAACAGAGCAUCGAGUACUUGAUCCGGCCGUUUUGGGCCAUCACCUUCGAUGCCACCAAUUUGCUGCUGUUCACUGGCCGCUUCUGCGCUGGAGACUCGUGGAAGCAGAUGGAUUAUGUGCGUGCUCAUCAGAUCAAUAUGCAGUUACUGACUGCAGUCGCCGGGGACAAGAUGUCUGAGACGUUCGUGGCCGCUGCCGAUCUGAGCCCUCAAACCAUGGAAAUUUAA
Molecule: messenger RNA, 528 nt
Organism: Symbiodinium sp. CCMP2456
Lineage: Eukaryota; Dinophyceae; Suessiales; Symbiodiniaceae
Source: the annotation of a GenBank genome assembly